Molecule: messenger RNA, 6241 nt
Organism: Punctularia strigosozonata HHB-11173 SS5
Lineage: Eukaryota; Fungi; Basidiomycota; Agaricomycetes; Corticiales; Punctulariaceae
Exons: 25
Coding region: 1-3636 (1211 amino acids)
Biological process (GO): maintenance of cell polarity; piecemeal microautophagy of the nucleus; exocytosis
Cellular component (GO): cytosol; membrane; intracellular membrane-bounded organelle
Molecular function (GO): sterol binding; protein binding
Source: RefSeq, a predicted model, not a curated record
AUGGCUACCCAAGCCAGCAAUGCCAGUGUACGCAGCGAUGUUUCCGGUCCCGCAGAACCGUUGUAUCAAGUAAAGUUGCUGGCUGCGUUACGCAGUGGUGAUCCUGCACAGAUCCACCCAUUCUUAGCUGAUAUCGGCAAGGACCAGUCGAGAAGAGCGUCAACCUCUACCCUCGGCGACUCCAGCCUCGCGCCGGCAGCCCUUCAUCUUGCGAUCCGAUGUGGCACUUAUGACACUGUCAACCUCGUCCUGUCGCAUAAGGCCAUUUCGCCGAAUGCUGUUCAUCCACCCGGAUCGAGAACGACCGCUCUCCACCUCGCCGCUUCGCUAGGACGCGCCGACGUCGUACGGUUACUUCUCGAACAAGAAGAGAUCGACGAUACGCUCAGAGAUGAAAAGGGAAAGACUGCUGUGGACGUUGCUCGGGGGAGAGACGUCGUGCGUGCUAUCCAUGACUCCCGAGCAUUCCUCACUGCCUCUUAUCGCUCGCUGUUAAGAACCUAUGCAAUGUCUCCCCUACCACCUGCCGCACCAUCUGCCCACGAUCCUGGCCCACCAUCGCCGCCAAAUGCCCUCCUCUCCAUCCUCUCCUCACCACGCACUAAACUACUCGAUCUUUCGCAUCUUGACGAUACCACCGGAUUGUCUUUGCUUCACGCUGCAGCUGCUCGUAAAGACCUGCGACUGAUUGAACUAGCUAUUCGUGCCGGUGCCGACGUCUUCGUUCGGGAUCGCCGUGGUCGCGGAGUUGUGGAAGCGGCGGGUAAGGAUGAGAGAGUAAGAGCAUUCCUGAGGCAAUUCACGAAUCGCGAUACGGCGCUAUUGGAAACUCAAGACUCCGCUGCGGAGCCACCCACCCUCAAGGGCUACCUUAAUAAAUACACGAAUGUCGCGAAGGGUUACAGCACGCGCUGGUUCGUCCUUCGUGGUGGCGUUCUGUCCUAUUACAGGCAUCAAGAAGACGAAGCUGUUGCGUCUCGAGGAUCAAUCGCGAUGAAGACGGCUGUGCUGCGCUCGGACGACAAGAUGCGCUUCGAGGUGCACUCGAGCCCGCCUCGGGCAGGUGCCAGCGUCCAGAAGUGGUUCAUCAAGGCCAACCAUCCGGUAGAGGCCGCACGCUGGACACAGGCGAUCGCAAGAAGCAUCGAAUGGUAUCGAAGUCGGGAUCGCGAUUUGCAAGGUCAAGGCCAGUCGGACCCUACUCGCCCACCCAGCCGACGCAGCAUGGAUAGCGAACAAAGCGAGACCAGCGGGAAGGGUCGGUCAUCGACCAACCUCAUCAGCCGUGCCCGAACCAUGUCGACGUUCCCCAGCCGUAACGCCUCCAUGACUAUACUAGCACCUGCCACGGCCGUGUCGUCCAAGAAGAGGAACCGCAUCACUUCCUCAAUAUCAUCUAGCCUUGGGGUAGACACGGACCUUGAACCGACCAGCGUGAACGAGAGCGACGCGGAGCCCGAUUUGCAUCACGUCACGGCCGAACCUGAGCCCAUCAGCGGUCGAGAGGACGAUUCUGAUCAAGAUGCGGAAGCCAACUUCUCUGACGGAGGCGAGAAGGCCGCCAAGGCCGUGCCACCCCACACUCCUCAGUUUGACCUUCACGGCAACGCGGCGGUAGCACAGUUGGAAGCCACCGCUCAGCUUCUCGCGGGCAUGCCCAUCCCUCCUGGCGCACCGACCAAUGCGGCGGAGCUUCAGAAAGCCCUCCGGGACUCAAUGGGCACCGUGCAGGAAAUGCUGUCGAAUUACAUCCAGAUGGCCAGGGAUCGGGAUGACUGGUGGAGACGGGCCGUGGAGGCGGAGCGACGGCGCCAACAGGCAUGGGAAGAGAGCCUCCGAAUGGUUGUAAAGGAAGGCGAGGAACUCGAACGGGAGCUCAAGACUCGAAGUCGGCGACGGUCGAGCCGGAUACAUGACUCCGUCAUCAUCGACAGACCUGUCAGCACGCUCAAGGCACGCCGCAUGCCAGAGGGCUUGCCCAUAUCCGAAACUGGGGAGGGUGUCUCGUCGGAGGCGCAGCUCGUGGAGACAGCGGAUCUGCCCACCCCGAAGGCUCAGGACGGUCUCCCCGCGUCCAGCUCCGGUCUAUCGCUCGGUCCACUACCCUCCGCCGGGUUAGCCAUGGCACGCCAGUUCUCUCCCGCUAUGCCAGGAUCACCGGCCUACGAGGACGAAGGGGAUACGGAUGAGGAAGACGAGUUCUUCGACGCGAUCGAGUCGAACACUCUCCCUAACCUCGUCGUCAACAAAUCCCUGAUCUCGGCAGCCAAACCGACUCCAGAGAUGGCCAUCAUCAAUAAGGAUCAGUACAAGGCUUACGAGCACUUGCGCUCACGACUCAUGCUUGACGCCGAUAAUCGACCGUCGACUAGUCUUUGGUCUGUGCUAAAGGGAAGUAUCGGCAAGGAUUUGACGAAAAUCAGUUUCCCGGUUUACUUCAACGAGCCGACCAGCAUGCUUCAGCGCAUGGCUGAAGACAUGGAAUUUUCUGAAUGCCUCGACGCUGCUGUCAACGAGCGCGACCCUCACCGUCGGAUAGCAUUUGUGGCGGCUUUCGCGAUGUCCAACUACUCGUCGACCAUUGGUCGUAUCGCGAAACCGUUUAACCCUAUGCUUGGCGAGACCUUCGAAUAUGUUCGACUCGAUAAAGAGUAUCGCUACGUGUCCGAGCAGGUUAGCCACCAUCCCCCAAUUACUACUUGCUGGGCCGAAUCGCCACGAUGGCACUAUUACGGAGAGGUUGAUGCUCAGAACAAGUUCAUGGGCAAGUCGUUCGAGAUCCGUCCCACUGGUGUAGCGCACGCCGAGCUCCUCCUCCCGGAGGAGUGGGGUCCAGGGUAUCCGAAGUCCACGAGCCCCUUCGCUAAAGGUCGAGUAGCUGAGCACUACACGUGGAAGAAGGUCACAACGAACGUAUCGGGGUUCAUCCUUGCCAACCCGACGAUAGAUCACUACGGAGAAAUGGUCAUUACCAACCAACGUACGAAAGAUCGGUGUGUGCUCACCUUCAAGCCGCGAGGCUGGCGUGGUAAAGAUGCCUUCGAAAUCUCUGGCCACGUCAUGGAUGCCGCAGGACGCGUCACCUACGAAAUCGCUGGCAGAUGGAAUAGCCAGCUAGUUGCCCGUCAAGUCGGCAAUGGUCGUGGUUCGCUGAACCCGGACGUUUCGGUUGGCGGUCCUGCUUCACCUUCCCACUCCACGGAGUAUAUCCUCUUGUGGAGGAACUCGGAGAAACCCAAGGCGCCGUUCAAUUUAACCCCAUUCGCUAUCACUCUGAACGACUGCCCUCGCGACACACUACUUCCCUACCUAUGCCCUACAGACUGCCGGUUGCGCCCCGAUCAACGCGCCUUCGAAGAAGGAAGGUACACUCGCGCAAACGACCUUAAGAGCAUGCAGGAGGAGAAGCAGCGCAAGACGCGCAAGUUACGAGAGGAAGGUCAACUUCCGCCUCACAACCCCCGCUGGUUCAGCGCACAAACCGAUGCUGACACUGGAGAGCGCGUCUGGGCACCUGCCAGAGCAGGAGAGCAGCUUGCUUAUUGGUGCGAAAGGGAGAAGGUGUGGGCUGCAGGCGGGAACGUGCCAUGGCCGGAUGUGGAAUCGAUUUUUGUCGUGGACGAAGAAGCCGAAUGAAGCCGUGAGACACGUCGAAUGCUUAGGGUAUACUCAAAACAAUUGUAUUAGUGUAGCGCGCCCUUGUAACAUCCUAUAAUAGUACCGGGUAUGAGACCACUCGUUGCGUGCGCGACGAAAGCGUAAUGAUAUUGGGGAAAACACGUCCAUCAUUGAAAACGCGAGAACUGGCACCGCGUUCACGAUAUGAUACUUUUCCGUACCUAAACGGAUUCGAUCGAGGCAGCCGGAACAGUCUCGUCAACAGCCGAAACGGGCGAUGCAGCUGGGGCAGCAGGGCAUGUAAGGCCAUCGUCAUCCCGUCGGCCGACGGUCAACACAUCGCGAGAACGACGACUGAAGGACUGCUCGAGCACCGGCCAAUCGUGCAGAUCGCGGGCACCCUUGGGGUUCGGCGCACUCCCAAGGCAUUUCUUGAAGAGUUGGAAUGUCUUGCGGAAUAUGGUAGCCUUCGUAUUUUUGUCAAACAAAUCGAAGAACUUCGCGUCCGUUCCGACUUGGCCAAGUAGCGCCACGUUGGCAGAGAUGCAGCCUUGAACGCCGGCGGUGCUUGACGCGGCGGCAGUAGAGGCACUUGAUGUUGCAACUUCGGAGGACGAGGCUGAGGCUGAAGCCGAUGCGGAUGUCUUCGUGGCGACUUUCGUGGAGGAUGCAGAGUCCGCAGUAGUGGACGCCUUCGAAGUGGAAGAUGGUGCCUCCGUGGAGGUGACCGAAGCCUCGGCGGAGGAACUGGUGUCCUCGGAGUUAUCCUCGCCCAGGUCUCCGCUGAUAUCGGUGGGCGCUGGCGGUGCGGAGGUGCUGGAAUGAUCGCCGAAGGGGUUGUGAGCACCGACAAAGCUCGUGACGUCGUCGAAGCCAUCCUUGAUAUCGUUGGCGAUGUCCCCAAAGAAUCCACGGGGCUCCGCGCGAGGAUUGAUGCCGGUCUUCGCGUUGGCGUCUAAUUCAAGCACGAGGUUGGCGGAUGCAUCGAGAUCGACGAAGACACCAGCGUUGGAACCAAAAGCGGAAAUGCCGAGCUCAAGGGUGGGAGUCAGAUGAGCGGAGAUCGUUGCCUUGGUCUGGACACCGGGGCUGACUGAGAGCUUCAAAGGAGAAUCAUCCGGUUGAGGCUCUCCAGCAGGUGGGCGGGAAUCAUCCGGAGGGAAGGUAGCAGUGGCGCCCUUGACGUGGUAGGCGAUCUGUACAGUGACGUCGGCAUCGAUUUCGAGUUUUGCAGUCGCGCUCGCUUUCAGGAUGAAUUGCGGCCCGAUUGCGAAGAUGCCUGGUAUAUCGAGUCCAGGAAGACCCAGGGUGAAGAGAGAGAUAUCACCAGUGCUCAGAUCAGAGUUAGAAGCGCUGGCUGUAAUCACCAAGGCCGUGUCGACAUCCGCGUCAAUCCCCGUGGUGAUAGCGAACUCGGUGAGCUUCGGUGGGAUGAUGGAUCCGGAGACGACGAAGCCAAAGUUGGCCUGAGCGUGGAUGUCCGCGUCCACAUCAACUUUGAACGCGAGAUCGCCGAAGUCGCAAGGUGUCUUGAUGUUGACGAGGUUGAAGUCCUUUUUAAGAUCGAUGGGAUCGAAAGUCUUGUUCAAGGACUUGGAGAAAUCAGAGACAUCCGACACAGCGUUCUGGAACCCGUCCUUGAUGCUGUCCAAUAUACCGCGACGCUCGAGAUCGUUGAUACCACGCAUAGAACGGACGCGGGAGCGACGUGCGACAGGCUUCGGGAUGUUAUCAAGGUUGGACGAAGGCGAAGGCGCGGACGUGCCCUUCAUGCCGAAGUAGACAGUACCGAACUUGCUGGCGUCCACGGACGCCCAGUUGGUAUCCAAGGUGAGAGAGUGAACGACAGGCGCGGUGCCGCUACCCGCCUUCCGCUUGGAUGCCGCCCAGUCUGGAAGGGACUGAUCCUCAGCGGGUUUCGCGGCAGUCACACGUGCGAAUGGGAUGCCGCAGCUCGCUGGUAGACGGACAAUAGUGUCCUCCGCGCCGCUUUGAUAUACAUGGUUGCAACCGGAGGCAUCAGCGUCAUCGCUGUUGCAGACAAGACGGAUAUCUUGAGUGGUAGAGUUGUUGCACCCGAGCACUAUCCAUCCGGCCGCUUCUGUUAUAUCCGAGAUAGAGCUGUUGUUGGUCGACCAGAUCUGCAGCGAGGCUGCGGCGGAACGGCUGGACGGGGCAACGUCGUAUGAACAACUUCCGGAGAAGCAGGGUUUCGUCCAGUCGUUCACGGCGGCUUGAGACGUGGUAAUCCAGGUCAAAAGUAAGAAAAUAGCGAGUGGGGAUCGGUGGGGCAUGGCGCGCUGCUGUCCAAGAGAAAGAUCGUGAAAACGAAUGAGGCCGCAAACGUCAGAACGAGACUAAACCGCGGAGAGAGAAUGAAGAGAAUUCCCAAAAGACCAAGACGCGAGCCUGUGCGUCGAAAGAAGUGUGUCGACCGGUCGCUUGAGCGUUCCGGGACGAAAAGGAUUUCGGAAACCGAGAAGAAGGUGAGGGAAGAGCCACCAGGACACGCGAAACUGUGUGCCGUGCAUGAUCGCGGACUUAUGUAUCCUGGAGAUCAUCUUCCAAGAGAUUCCCAGGUUGCCUGCUUGCCCGCGAUGCAGAUGGAGAAAAUGAUGGCGGU